ACGGACUUUGUUCUCCAGCACUGAGCUCCGAGUGAUCGCUUGGCUGAAAGCUGCCCCGUUUGUGUUCCAUUUUGGGCUGCCGCUCACCCUCUGCUGCUGCAGGACGCUCCUGGCAUCACUGCAGGAUCACCCCCAGCUCUGCCAGCACUCUGGGAAUGCCAGCGCACCCUGCUGGGUUCCUGCCAGGAGGAAGCAGUUCAAGUUGAAGGCUGGUGCGCACGGCGGCAGCGGGCGCAUGUCUGCGCUCCCCAGCAGCCGGAGCAGGGAGGGUCUGGCAGGCAGCGAGCGGCCCCCCCCGGGAUGGCACAGGGCUCCGAGUGCCGGAACUCCCUCCUCUAUUACUACAGCGUCAAAUUUGCUCUGUCCACCUAUGCCACUCUCUUCUCGAUAGAGCACCAUCUUUCCCCGCAGUGGCAGUUUGAUCCCACAGUUAUUAUGCAGCAAUGGGAUAAUCAUCCUCUCGUUAGAUGAUCCUCGGCCUUGUCAUCCUGUGCAUCGGGAUUUAUGCCGAAGUGGAGAGGCAGAAGCAUAAAACCUUGGAGGGGAUGUUCCUUGCUCCAGCCAUCAUCCUGCUUCUGCUGGGCUUCACCAUGUUCAGCGUCUCCUUCGUCGGCAUGGUGGGGAGCCUCAGGGACAACAGGACACUGCUGAAGAUAUUCUUUUGGGUCCUUCUGGUGAUCUUCAUCACAGAGCUGCUGCUGAUAUUCAUUGAAAUCAUCUUUGAAAACAAGAUGAAUGCAGUUUUGCACUCUAACAUCCAAGAGGGCAUUCGGCACUAUUAUGAUGACCUUGACUUCAAGAACAUUUUGGAUUUUGUCCAAGAAAAGUUUUCUUGCUGUGGUGGAGAUGAGUACCGGGACUGGGAGGUUAACCUGUACCACUCAUGCAAUGGCAGCGGACCACUUGCAUGCGGCGUGCCCUACACGUGCUGCAUCAGGAAGGUCCCUGGAGAAGUCAUUAACACCCUGUGUGGAUACAGGACACUCGAUAAAGAGCGCCUGGAACUGCUCGACGUCAUCCACGUGCGAGGCUGCAUCCACGCUGUCGGGCUGUGGCUGAAAGAUAACUUUGAGUCCACUCUGAGCAUUGUUUGCUCCCUGCUGCUUCCCCAGGUGGCCGGCCUGGUGAUGGCGUGGCUGUAUUGGCAAAAGCUCAAUGAGAUUUACUCCCAGCUGGACACCGUGGACUUCAGGAUGCUGGAGGUGCGCGAUUUCAGCUUCGGGGCAGUGGAUCUGAGCGGUGCAGGCUGGUGCUGGUGCUUACCCAAAGAAGGAGGCUACAUUCCCGUCAAUGCCAUGGAGGAGGAAGAGGAAGAAGAGGAGGAAGGCAUGUCUGCCGCAGCCAAGAGUGAGGAGCUGGAGGACUGAGAGCAGCGGUGGAAAAGGAAGCCUCGAGCAAAACUCUCUGUGAGGCAGCUGAUGCUGAAUGUGAAAAUAUUGCCACCUAUUUUCUCAGGUUCAGGAGAUACCUUCGGGAGCAGUGCAAAGUAGCACUGGGAGGCUAUACCAAUGCAGUGCACUGUGUGGGCACAUGAGCUCCCAAGGGUCUUUUUACUACCUUGGUGACUUGAAGCAUUUGUACAUCUUUUUUUUUUUUUUUUUUUAAAUUUUUACGCAAUAAAUGUGACUUCUGUUUUCCAAAG
Messenger RNA from Numida meleagris (helmeted guineafowl), 1642 nucleotides. RefSeq names its product tetraspanin-15-like. The coding region runs from base 468 to 1367 and encodes 299 amino acids. NCBI's taxonomy places the organism in Eukaryota, Metazoa, Chordata, Aves, Galliformes, Numididae. Gene Ontology annotation, cellular component: membrane. The record is from RefSeq and is a predicted model, not a curated record. The transcript is spliced from 10 exons.